GCCAUCGCUGGCCUCCUUGCGGUCGCCACCGCCCUCCCCACGCCGACCGACGACGGCUCUGCGGGCAAGUGCAACACAGGCCCCGUCCAGUGCUGCAACAGCGUCGGCUCGACGACCGACAGCUCGUUCACCAGCGGCCUCGGCGAAUUCCUCCAGCUCGCGCUGAAGGACAUCACCGCCGACGUCGGCAUCCAGUGCUCCCCCAUCACUGCCAUCGGUGGUUCCUUGACCAGCACUUGCGACGCCCACCCCGUCUGUUGCGAGAACAACUCCACGGGUGGCCUCAUCAACAUCGGCUGCAUCCCCAUCACUCUCUGA
Molecule: messenger RNA, 318 nt
Organism: Dichomitus squalens LYAD-421 SS1
Lineage: Eukaryota; Fungi; Basidiomycota; Agaricomycetes; Polyporales; Polyporaceae
Product: fruiting body protein SC1
Exons: 3
Cellular component (GO): fungal-type cell wall
Molecular function (GO): structural constituent of cell wall
Source: RefSeq, a predicted model, not a curated record